AUGAACGGGCUCGGCUACUCGAAUGCCUCGCGGUCGCUGCUGAGGGCCGCGAGGGGCAUCUCGAGACAGGCUGCGGCAUGCUCAAUUGCCACCAGCGCAGCCAACGCUGCAGCCUCAAGAUGGAUCUCGUGCUGCUCCUCGCAGGCUUCAGGCAAGGGCGCGCCGAGGCAGACCGAAUGGCCAGGUCUCAAGGCCUGUCGGCGGCUUGACGGCGGCCGCCGGACAUUCUUUGCGCCUAAGACGAUCCGAGACUACGAAGAGCUGCCCAAGGACUACCGCGACCAGACCGGGCUCGCUUUCGGCCCCAGGGACCUGUCCGAAGCAGAGGUGGACAGGAUAUUCGGCAAGGGCUUCGGCGCCAAAAGAGCAAACCACCUGCUGCGCAUCUUGCAUGGCAGGAGGGUGGCUGGCACGCUGGAGGACCCUGCGUUUGCGAUACACACGGCGCAGUUCUCGGACGAAGAGAUAGCCAGGGCGUUGGCGUAUCUGCGGAAAACGGUGCCGGUGGAGGAGAUUCGGAACGCGGGCCUUCGAGCCGAAGACGAGCUGGAACAGAUGGAGCUAGAGAUGCAGAAAGCGGCUGAGAAGAAGGCCAAGGCGAGCAAGAAGGACAGCAAGGAAGACCAAGAGGAAGAGGAGGGGGAGGAUUCCGCCGAUGUGUACAAGCCCGAUCCCAUCUACGGACGCUCCAAAAUCGACGAGAUGCGAGCCCGCAACAGAGCCAGAGAAAAAGCCAGAGAAAAGGCUCUCGAAGAGGAGCGCAAGGCAAAGGAAGCGGUCGAGGGCAUCUCAGGUCCAUUGGCGAAGCCAGAAAACCAAGUCCGAGAAAUCACCAACCCUCGCGUGGCGGAAUACUACAAGGCUGCUCAGUCCGACCUCGAGGCGCCGCCGGAGAUGAAGCCCUGGGAGCGGAUUCUGCCGUCUGCCACCGUGGUGGCCCUGGUGCUGGGCUUCAUCGCCGCCGUCGCCAUGGUCUACGAGGAGCCGGCGCCGCGGUACAGGCUGUUCCGGGAGGUGUCGACGUCGCACGCUACCGUGGGAGCCCUCAUCGCCAUCAAUGCCCUGGUAUAUCUGGGCUGGAGGAUACCGCCGCUGUGGUCUCUCUUCAACCGCUACAUGAUCUUUGUCGUGGCCACUGUCCGACCCAUUACGCUGUUCACCGCGGCGUUUUCGCAUACCAAGCUUAGCCACCUGUUGGUCAACAUGGUGCCCCUUUGGUUCGUCGGAACGUGCCUGCACGACGAGAUUGGACGCGCGGACUUCCUCGCCCUCUAUCUCGGAUGCGGCUCGGUGGGCUUCCUCGGCAGCUUGAUCACGUACACGCUCAGGGGCUGGCUGACGGUAACGUCUCUCGGCGCGUCGGGCGCAACGCUGGGGCUGUGCUCGGCCUACUUUUGGGAGCAUCGCACGGAUGGCUUCAAGAUCUUUGGGCUGCCGCAGGAUGGUGUCCACGGCAUCGUCUUUCUGGCGCUCAUCGCGGCGGUGCAGUUGACCGGCCUGGGGAAGACGGUGAAGCUUAAGGUGGACAUUGCUUCCCAUAUCGCCGGUAUGAUUGCUGGUAUUUUGGGGAUUGAGCUCCUGAAUAGGACAGAGAGGAGGAAGACGCCGCCGGGAGAAGACAAGGCCGUGAUAGACAUUUUGUCUGGGGAGACGGAGAACCGCGAGGCAGUAGUAGCUGACGAAAGGAAGUAG
This is a messenger RNA of Trichoderma reesei QM6a, 1692 nucleotides long. RefSeq lists its product as uncharacterized. Gene Ontology annotation, molecular function: serine-type endopeptidase activity. NCBI's taxonomy places the organism in Eukaryota, Fungi, Ascomycota, Sordariomycetes, Hypocreales, Hypocreaceae. The record is from RefSeq and is a predicted model, not a curated record. The transcript has a single exon. The coding region runs from base 1 to 1692 and encodes 563 amino acids. Gene Ontology annotation, cellular component: membrane.